Anopheles funestus (African malaria mosquito) is the source of this 1263-nucleotide messenger RNA. Its product is annotated as glutathione S-transferase 1. The transcript is spliced from 3 exons. Gene Ontology annotation, biological process: glutathione metabolic process. The coding region runs from base 181 to 837 and encodes 218 amino acids. The record is from RefSeq and is a predicted model, not a curated record. Gene Ontology annotation, molecular function: glutathione transferase activity. Lineage: Eukaryota; Metazoa; Arthropoda; Insecta; Diptera; Culicidae.
GCUCGCAGCAAGCGUCGGUCGUUUAUAUGUUGCCCGACAAGCCAUUAGAUCGCGUAUUACUGUCGAAGUCUUCGCUGGUUGAGGAUCAUCGUCGCAGCAACCGUGUUGCCCUCCGUGUGUUAUUUGUCAGUGAUUGCUUAGUGUACUUUUUUGUGUGAGUCUCCAACCCAUUUCAUCGCAAUGGAUUUCUACUACCUACCCGGAUCUGCCCCAUGCCGUGCCGUGCAAAUGACGGCAGCCGCCGUUGGCGUUGAGCUGAACCUGAAGUUAACCAACCUAAUGGCCGGUGAGCAUAUGAAGCCGGAAUUUCUGAAGUUGAACCCGCAACACUGCAUUCCGACGCUGGUCGAUGAGGACGGGUUCGUGCUGUGGGAGUCGCGUGCAAUCCAGAUCUAUCUCGUCGAGAAGUAUUGCGCCCACGAUCCAACCCUCGCAGAGCGUCUGUAUCCGCAAGAUCCGCGUCGCCGUGCCGUCGUACAUCAGCGACUGUUCUUCGACGUUGCCGUACUAUACCAGCGGUUCGCCGAGUACUACUAUCCGCAGAUCUUCGGCAAGAAGGUGGCCGGCGAUCCGGACCGGUUGCGCUCGAUGGAGCAAGCCCUCGAAUUUCUCAACACCUUCCUCGAGGGUGAACGCUUCGUAGCGGGCGGGGACGAUCCAACGAUCGCCGAUUUUAGCAUUCUGGCAUCGAUCGCAACGUUCGAGGCCGCUGGCUAUGACUUGCAGCGGUAUGAAAACAUUCACCGUUGGUACGAGCGCACCAGUGAGAUAGCACCGGCUGCUGAUAAGAAUUUGGAAGGAGCUAAAAUUUUUGGGCGUUACUUCACAAACAAAUAAGUAGCCGAGUAGCUGCUAUUUGCUUCCACUGAAUACACAGCAUCCUGAUCUCCGUGUUUCUUUGUGUUGCAACAAAUCAACGUCAUUGCUUAUCAUGUUUCAACAUAUUUAUAGUCUUUUUUAUACCAAUUGGAUGACAUAACGAUGCCUCUUAUCUUUAACUUCCGCUUAAAACUCAUGCAGAUUGCACAUUUUCAAAACUGUUCGAGCGUGCAAUGAACUGUGCCUUCGUUUGUUUGUCUGUUUGUUUGUUUGUUUGUUCGUUUUGUAUUUAUUUGUCGUGUAAUACAAAUUAAAGUUCCCGUACAAUAGAUGACUAAAGCACCAACGAUUGCUUUGUUUUUAUUUUUCCCUUGCUUUCCUGUUACUGUUGAUUUGUAUGUGUGUUCGUGGUUUGCAUACUUCCAAACUUCCCGACCAUACCUA